This is a messenger RNA of Apaloderma vittatum (bar-tailed trogon), 1884 nucleotides long. Its product is annotated as testis- and ovary-specific PAZ domain-containing protein 1-like. The annotation marks the transcript as partial. Gene Ontology annotation, biological process: spermatid development; spermatocyte division. The record is from RefSeq and is a predicted model, not a curated record. The transcript has 14 exons. Gene Ontology annotation, molecular function: protein binding. Lineage: Eukaryota; Metazoa; Chordata; Aves; Trogoniformes; Trogonidae.
AUCAGGUUUGCAGAUGGAGUUCCUGAUGUUAAACAAGAAAAAAUGGGUGAAGCUGAAAAAAGUGACUGUAAAUAUGAAGAAAUUGUGAACUGUGAAUUGCUAUCAGGAUUGCCAUUGCGUGCCCCAAAAGUAAAUGACCUCAGUGAAGCUACAGUGAUGCAACCCCAGACAAAUGAUUGCAGGUUUUCAGGAAAAAAUUCUUUACUGCCAUUGCCAAAUUAUGGAGAUUUCAAGCCGCGGAAGAUGGAGAAAAAUGCGAUUGCUUCUCCUUCAGUCCAGCAGAUCCUUGAGAUGAUUGAAUUGCCCCGUAAAUAUUGCAGACUUUAUUUCAUGACUUUACGUGGAUGUGAAAGAGCAAAAUGUUGGUUUUGGCAUGUUCCUGAGCAAGGAGAUGAAAAGCCAUCAGUAGAUGUUCUUCUGAAAGUUUUUGAGCACGUGGCUUCUUUGAAUAUAAGAGACGCUGUCCCCACCUUAAUCAGUACCUUUCGUAAGCUCACUGAUGCUGGUAUGUGCCUCAAGUUUGAACAUUUCGACUGUAUUAUUAAGUUCCUUCAUCAACUGCAGGUUUCCAGUCAGGAAAUAAAUACUGUUUUGAGCAUAAAAUCCAGAUUUCAGGAAGGAUAUUUUGAAAAGAACUGGCUUUUUGAUUUCAUCUUGGCAGUUGCUGAAAUCCAGCAUUGCAAAGAAAAAAGUGACUGGACCAAGCUGGGAGCUUUGUAUGUUACCGCGAGAAGUGGAUGUGAAGAUUCUGAUGACCUUCAGAAAUUGUCUUUAUGUAUUGCUAAAAUACUAACCAGAGAUUCUGAGACAGAUAGUCCAGGAGUUCCUUUUUGUGAUUUUGCUGAUGCAGUAAUAGAAAAUUCACAACAUAAUGGAGCAGACAGAAUUUUCAUUGGAAGGAUUGGGAUAAGUGCAAUGUAUUCUUACCACAAAUUACUGCAGUGGAUAAAGGGAAGGAAGGUUUUGGAUAAAUUGCAUGAGCUACAGAUACAUUUUACAGUCUUGAAAGGACUUAUAGGUGAAGAGAGGUUAGCAUCAAGAUGUCAAAUUGUUAAUAAAGCUGCAGAAAUCUUUCUUAAAACUGGAAGUUUGGAUGGAGCAACAUGGGUAUUGAGAGAGUCAAAGUGGACCACAAAUGCACCGUUGUGGCCCUGUGAUAAAACGGACAUCCUGUGCCGACAAAAUCUCUUGCGCACACUAGUGCACAAAUACCUGAGGAACAGUUUAUACAGGCAGGCAUUUGAAGUUCUGCAGAACUUGCCAGGUUUCCAACAUUGUUCUGAUGCUGUAGAUGUUUCUCAGUACAGAUGCCUUUUUAACAAGCUGAUAAGUGCCUGUUUUGAGAGCAACAACCUUGGAGUCUCAUCUUCUGCAGUAGACUUCAUGCUUUCAAAAAACAUAGCUAUUGAUUUUUUUUUACUUAGAGGCUUAAUCACAGCUUUGGGAAGAAGUUCUUUGUGGUCUAAGGCUAGGACCUAUUACAAAAGUGCUUUAUCGUUGGGUUGCUACCCACCACUGAAGGGAAAUUUCUAUCACAAACUUCUGAUGAUUCCGUCUUACCUGUCUGAGGUUGAGAUGCUGUUGACCAUUGAAAGAUUUCUUGUUUCAAAUGCCAAGGAUAUUCAAAGUCCAAUGCCUACUAGUCAGACUCUUCAAAUAAUACUCAAAAGAUGUGAAGAUCAGACAGUUCAGAAUAACAGUAACUAUCAAGCAGCAGUGGAGAGACUGAUCCUGGCUGCUCGUGUAUCUGAUCCAAAGCUUUUUCUUAAGCAUAUGACAAUGAAUGUUAAUAUGGAGGAAGUUUACAGCUUGGAGCUUACAUCUGCUCUAAAAUGGCUUCAGGAGAAUAUGAAAUGGGCUGGGAAGGUCUGGCUGUUUCCAUAG